Drosophila serrata is the source of this 2889-nucleotide messenger RNA. RefSeq names its product Leucyl-tRNA synthetase, mitochondrial (gene LeuRS-m). Gene Ontology annotation, molecular function: leucine-tRNA ligase activity; ATP binding. Gene Ontology annotation, biological process: mitochondrial translation; leucyl-tRNA aminoacylation. Gene Ontology annotation, cellular component: mitochondrion. The record is from RefSeq and is a predicted model, not a curated record. NCBI's taxonomy places the organism in Eukaryota, Metazoa, Arthropoda, Insecta, Diptera, Drosophilidae.
UUCGGCAGUUGGGUUUUAUGAAUUUGUUAUUUAAUAGCCGUGAAAGGAAAUGUGCAAUUUAAUCAAUUAAAAACCCCAAAAUGCUGACUCUAAAAUAUACUAGGCCCUGGAGGGGGCUAUAUUUGAGCAACUGGCGCCGCAUGCUCACUCAAAGCUGCACGGGAAGUGAGAAUUUAGAGCUAACAAGCGAUGUAAAACACAGGAUUGAGGGACAUUGGCGGGAUCAGCUCAGCGGUGGCCAGUUCAACCCCAAGAAAGCCCAAGACAAGUACUACGUGCUAUCGAUGUUCCCGUAUCCCUCGGGUAAUCUCCACAUGGGGCAUGUCCGCGUCUACACUAUCGCCGAUUCUGUGGCCAGAUUUCAGCGGAUGUGCGGCAAGAACGUCUUCCAGCCAAUGGGUUGGGAUUCCUUCGGGCUGCCCGCAGAGAAUGCCGCCAAUCAGCGCGGUGUGGAGCCCGCAUCUUGGACGGAACAGAACAUUGCCCAAAUGAAGGAUCAGCUAAAACGGCUGGGUUGCUCCUUCGACUGGAACCACGAAUUGUCCACUUGCAGUCCGCAGUACUACAAGUGGACGCAGCACCUGUUUCUCAUGCUGCAUCGCCACGGGUUGGCUUAUCAGAACGAGGCUCUCGUUAACUGGGAUCCCGUGGACAAGACCGUGCUCGCUGACGAACAGGUGGACGCCAACGGAUGCUCUUGGCGCUCGGGCGCCAAGGUGGAGAAGAAGCUGCUGCGCCAGUGGUUCAUACGGACGAGUGCUUACGCCAAGCAGCUGCUGGAUGGCCUGGAAGAUCCCACAUUACGCGACUGGCGGGACAUAAUUAACUUGCAGCGGCACUGGAUUGGAGAGUGCGACGGUCACGCCUUCACCCUGCUCACCUCUGCCUCUGGACUGUUGCGAGUGUGGACCGCUAACCCAGAGUAUUUAAAGGAUCCCAAUGCGUUUCUUGUGCUCCGCAGCAAGCACCAUCUGUCGCAGCUGAAAGACGCGAGCAGCCUCAGCGUGGAGAACCCUUUUGCGGGCACUACAAUGCCAGUAGUCUUUGGCGACGAGGUAAACUUUCCGGCAAAGUGCGAUGUCUACCUGGCGGCGCCCAGUUUCCGCGACGAGGACAAGGAGCUGUGGGAAUCAUACGGACUGGCAUUCAGUUGCAACGGCGGUGAGGACGCCAGUCUUAAUCCGGGAAACUGGGAACUUCUAAGAAAGGAGGUGCUCCAGGCCGCCACGCGGCUCAAUGUGGGCGGUUAUCGAGUGUCCUCGAAGCUGCAGGAUUGGUUGAUCUCGCGACAGCGCUACUGGGGAACUCCUAUUCCUAUUAUUCACUGCAAUAAGUGCGGAGCAGUGCCGGUACCGGAGGAGCAGCUGCCAGUAACACUUCCGCCCAAGGAUUCACCGAAGGAAGCUUUCCUCUGCGAGUGCCCAAAGUGCGGUGAAAAAGGUGCAAGAAGAGAAACAGACACCAUGGACACGUUCGUGGACAGCUCCUGGUACUACCUGCGCUACUUUGACGCCCAGAACUCCGAGCGCAUCUUCGAUCCCCAGCUGGCCAAUCGCUUUAUGCCCGUGGACCUUUACAUCGGGGGCAAGGAGCAUGCCGUGUUGCAUCUGUACUAUGCUCGCUUCAUGAAUCACUUUCUGCACAACUGCGGCUUGUCGCCGACCAGCGAGCCCUUUUCGCGCCUGCUAGUUCAGGGCAUGGUCAUGGGACGCUCAUUCCGGGUGAAGGGCAGCGGACGCUAUGUACCCGAAUCGGACGUGGAGAUUGUUAACGCCAAGAAGAACCAGGCAGUGCUGAGGGAAAACAAGGAGCCCGUGGUCAUGGGCUGGGAGAAGAUGUCCAAGUCGAAGCUGAAUGGAGUGGAGCCUAGCGACAUGUUUAACGAAUACGGCACGGACACCACCCGACUGAUAAUCCUAGCCGAUGUGGCGCCCACCUCUCACCGCAAUUGGUCCAGUGCCACCUUUCCUGGCAUUCUGAACUGGCAGAAACGCCUCUGGCUGACCCUGCAGGACUUCCAGGCGGCUCGAGAGGACACCUCCGCACCGGAUGUUGAUACCAACAGCGAAGAAUUUCUAGCCGAUAAUGCCAAGCUCUUUGAUGCCCGCAACUUUUAUGUGAAGGGAGCAACCUUUAACUACCGCCAUGCACAUCAGCUCAGCGUGGCUAUAUCCAAGAUGCAGGGACUGACUAACUCUCUGAGGCGCACACCAAAGCACGUUUUGCGGCAUGGCCAGCAAUUUGAGCGAGCUUUCGCCGCACAGAUCAUAAUGCUUGCACCCAUGGCUCCCCAUUUCGCCUCGGAGCUGUGGUCCAAGUUUGUGGCCAUACCAGGCCGACUAAAUCCUGCCAGCCAGGAGCUGCAAUGGAGCGAGGAUGUGCUAGCCCAGCGAUGGCCGGACAUCGAUGCCGCUUACAAUUUAGAUCUCAGCAUCAAGGUGAACGGGUUUGAGAAUUGUGUGAUCAAAGUGCAGCGCACGCUGCUCGACAAGGUGACGCAUAGCGAUGCCUUGGACAUUGCCUUCAAUACGGAAUCGGUGACAUCUUACCUCAUCGACAAGAAAAUAAGGACCACCAACUUUGUGCUCUAUCCGGGCAUCGAGGCAAUCCUGAAUAUCUACGUGGACAAGGCACAGAAAACCCAGAAGCCGGCCACAACCGGCGACGAUGCGGAGGCACUGCCUCGGGCGUAGAAUUAUGUAAGUUUGAGUGGAUUGGUUUUUGGAAUUCUUAGACUAUUUGUGAACUUCAAGCUGGUCCUUGCCUAUAAGCUUUAACUGGCCAAAAACUAUAAGAAACUAACCUAAGAUUUAAUACUUGAAAGAGUUCCUAAGAUUGGUUAAAGAUUUGGUAUUUUCAGCUUUAAGCACAAACUAUUUUUUAACACAA